CGGAGGGGAAAGGUAGGCUAAGAGAGGGAGAGGGGAUCAUCACUCGAAGCGUGGACAAGCAUCUGAGCAGCAGUAGCCACAACAGCCUGAACCAGCGUCGCUUUAACCUCACAAAUUCACCACCUCCUCUGUUACAAUUAUAAUUGGUCCGUCCACGUGACAAAUACCGCUCUAUUACUUGGAAAGAAUCGCAAGCGCGUGUUUUUUUUAAGGUGCCAACGAUCUCUGACAUCUUAACUUGAGAAAGUGUUCUUUGUGCGGUUAACAAAGGUCCAUUGCUACGCUUUAACUCGGGACAGCGAGGAUUGAUUGGAUUGAUUGGAGGGUUGAUUGGAUGGACCUCCACUGGCCCACCUUCAAGAUGGACAGCUCCUCCUACCUGCCCGGUCCCCUGGCGUCCCCAGCCCUGAUGGUGCUGGCCUCCACAGCCAAGACAGGCCGUGAUGCCUCCGUCCCCUGCCAGGCCCCGAGGUCCUUCAGGGCCCCAAUCUUUGAGAAGGACCUCCCCUUCCCUUCCGGCUCCUACACAUUUGCCUCCAUGUACAACCGUCAGGGGCCUAUCUCCAGCCACAGCUCCUUCCCUGCCAGAGACUUCCCUGCCUCCCUGCUCCACCUCCAUCCUCAGUUCCAGUUUCACCCUAACAAACUGGACUGCCCUUCCCUGGGGAUGCUCAACCACAUUGGGGUAGGGGCCUUCCGACCCUUCUCCUCCCCGCCUGAAGAGAAGGAGACCAGGGGUUAUCAGUCAGCCUUCACCCCUGCUAAGAGACUCAAGGGCUGCUACACAGAUUCUGAGGGGAAGGAGUAUGAUUUUGGAGGAGGGUGUUUCCUCUCUGGCUCACCGGGAUCACUCAAGGCUGCCGAGGAUUCUGGGAGGAAGUUGUUUACGGUGUCUGGGCUGCUGUCGAACAGAGAGGCCUCGUCUAGUCCUGAGGACCGUAAAGAACACUGUAAGGGUAAUGUCCUGUAUGACUCCCUGCCCCCAGUGUGUCCAGUGUGCCAUGCUGUGUUACCACCAGGUGAGCUACAGGAGCACAUGGAGCAGGAGAUGGGCAGACUGGCACAGUUACAAAUCAGUACUAAUUCAGUGCAGAGGAACCAUCCAUUAGGAGCUACGAAGACCCUCUCACUAUCACUGCACAUUAAAUGUGAGGGUGGGUCCCCCACCUUUCUCUCCUGCCCUCCUGAAGAGCCCCACUCAGACAGAUACCAGACGUUUCUGCGUGUGAGGACAAACAGACAUGCAAGACUGAAUGUCGAUGAUUGGUGCCACGCCAAACCCGCUCUUUUAAGUCACCUAACCCCAGACUGCCAAAGAAUUGUCAGGAUCGGCAAGCUGAAGAGGAGGAGACCUUACGUGGGCCAGGACAUUUUGUUGGACCUGGGGGGGGAGGAGUGGAGUGAGCGGAGGAGGAUACGGAUGACAUCCAUACUGGGAGGGUGUGAAGGGUCGGUGUUUGUGAGCAGCAGCACAUCUAAGGAAGGCCGUGGUGACAGUGACGCUGACCUGGACGUGGAUGGAGAUGACACUCUGCAGUAUGGAAGAGUACAAUGUACGGAGGCAGACAUCCCCUGUUCAGGGAAGGAUCCUGGGGAGGUGGGGGAAACACUGAGGGGGGCGGUUUUAAAUGGUGGUACACUGUCCAACAGAGUAACUCUGGAACAUUCCAAAUGGACAAAUGAGGGAAGUCCAUCCACUAGCAACGGAGAGAGCAACAAACUGGAUAACAGCAUAGCCUCCCUACACAGGACCUGUAAAAAUAGUGACAUUGAUAUAUUGCAAAAAAGUUGAAGAGAUUUCCCAACUAAUCCAUGGCACCUGGCACUGAUUCCAUGGCACCGAUUCCAUGGCACCUGGCACUGAUUCCAUGGCACUGAUUCCAUGGCACUGAUUCCAUGGCACUGAUUCCAUGGCACCUGGCACUGAUUCCAUGGCACCUGGCACUGAUUCCAUGGCACCAGGCACUGAUUCCAUGGCACCAGGCACUGAUUCCAUGGCACCAGGCACUGAUUCCAUGGCACCAGGCACUGAUUCCAUGGCACCAGGCACUGAUUCCAUGGCACCUGGCACUGAUUCCAUGGCACCAGGCACUGAUUCCAUGGCACUGAUUCCAUGGCACUGAUUCCAUGGCACCUGGCACUGAUUCCAUGGCACCUGGCACUGAUUCCAUGGCACCAGGCACUGAUUCCAUGGCACCUGGCACUGAUUCCAUGGCACCAGGCACUGAUUCCAUGGCACUGAUUCCAUGGCACCUGGCACUGAUUCCAUGGCACCUGGCACUGAUUCCAUGGCACCUGGCACUGAUUCCAUGGCACCAGGCACUGAUUCCAUGGCACUGAUUCCAUGGCACAUGGCACUGAUUCCAUGGCACAUGGUUUAUGAACUGAUAUAUGUUAAACAACGCCAGAUUCAAAACGUAGAUGUUUUCAAUUAAAAUGAUUAUACAAAAUUCUUGCAACCAGUAGAAUGUUAUAUAUUAUGGGGGAUACAACCAUCCUGCUCUGCCGAUUUUGCUGCAAAGAGACAGAAUCAUUAGAGAAUUUGUUUGGGGACUGUCCUUAUGUAGCUUUUUUUGGUCGCAGGUCCAGCAAUGGCUGAAGAAUUACAAAAUGCACUGCUGGGUGAUUUGAAAUGUCAUAGUCAAUCAAUAAAAUAAUAAUACUUUAAGAAAAUGUUGUAUCUUUUAAUUUACAAUCUGUAGAAAACUAUGAGAAUGGAAAGGUUCAGAACAUCACAGCACAGUUAAAAAAUAUAUGGCAAAA
Messenger RNA from Oncorhynchus tshawytscha (Chinook salmon), 2763 nucleotides. RefSeq names its product E3 ubiquitin-protein ligase RNF220-like. The record is from RefSeq and is a predicted model, not a curated record. NCBI's taxonomy places the organism in Eukaryota, Metazoa, Chordata, Actinopteri, Salmoniformes, Salmonidae. Gene Ontology annotation, biological process: protein ubiquitination. The coding region runs from base 335 to 1792 and encodes 485 amino acids. The transcript has 14 exons. Gene Ontology annotation, molecular function: metal ion binding; ubiquitin protein ligase activity.